UCCAGAGUGUGGAUCAAAGAAAGGGAGGGGAACAGUCGGUAGUCAGCUUAUAUAUGAUUAAACAAAAUUAACUCGGCUUUAAAGACAACCGACAGCAGAGGUCCCUGGACUAUCGCCUUCGGAGACUUUCCGGUCACCGUUGGCGGCCUGACCAGAGUCGUGGUGACAAUUUAAAGGCUGUUCCUGCUCACAAAGCGGCGUGCCGAGGAAGGACGCGUCUCUUUGAAUAGACAGGAUGCACGGACCGCCCUCCGGCGACAGCGCAUGCCCAUUGCGCACGAUCAAGAGAGUUCAAUUCGGCAUCAUCAGCCCAGAUGAACUUAAACGGAUGUCCGUCACAGAAGGGGGAAUCAAGUACCCCGAAACAACAGAAGGAGGACGUCCGAAACUUGGUGGCCUUAUGGAUCCGAGACAAGGGGUCAUAGAGCGAACUGGGAGAUGUCAGACAUGUGCAGGCAACAUGACUGAAUGUCCAGGCCACUUUGGCCACAUAGAACUAGCAAAACCAGUUUUCCACGUUGGCUUCAUAUCCAAGAUUAUGAAGGUUCUUCGGUGUGUCUGCUUCUUUUGCUCCAAGCUGCUAGUGGAUUCAAACAAUCCCAAGAUCAAAGACAUCCUCGCAAAAUCUAAAGGACAACCCAGGAAGCGUUUGACACACGUCUACGAGUUGUGCAAAGGAAAAAACAUCUGUGAAGGCGGAGAGGAGAUGGACAACAAAUUUGGAAUGGAGCAGCAGGAGACGGAGGAGGAUCUCACCAAGGAGAAGGGUCACGGGGGCUGUGGACGCUAUCAACCACGCAUUAAACGCUCUGGCUUGGAGCUGUAUGCUGAGUGGAAACACGUUAAUGAGGACUCACAGGAGAAGAAAAUCUUGCUGAGUCCUGAGCGUGUGCAUGAGAUCUUCAAGCGCAUCUCAGAUGAAGAAGACAUCAUCUUGGGCAUGGACCCCAAGUUCGCCCGACCAGAGUGGAUGAUUGUAACUGUGCUGCCUGUGCCUCCACUGGCUGUAAGGCCUGCUGUAGUGAUGCAGGGCUCAGCUCGCAACCAGGAUGACUUGACCCACAAACUGGCCGACAUCGUCAAGAUCAACAACCAGCUUAGAAGAAACGAGCAGAGUGGUGCGGCUGCUCACGUCAUAGCUGAAGAUGUGAAGCUGCUUCAGUUUCAUGUUGCCACUAUGGUGGACAAUGAAUUGCCAGGCUUGCCAAGAGCGAUGCAAAAGUCUGGCCGCCCUCUCAAGUCCAUAAAACAGCGUCUAAAGGGGAAGGAGGGGCGAGUGCGAGGUAACCUGAUGGGGAAGCGUGUGGACUUCUCAGCUCGAACCGUCAUCACCCCAGAUCCCAACCUGCAAAUCGACCAAGUGGGCGUACCACGAUCCAUUGCUGCCAACAUGACCUUCCCAGAAAUAGUCACACCUUUCAAUAUAGACAGAUUGCAAGAACUGGUGCGACGAGGAAACAGCCAGUAUCCCGGAGCCAAAUACAUCAUCCGCGACAAUGGAGACAGAAUUGACCUGCGAUUUCACCCAAAACCAAGUGAUCUUCAUCUGCAAAUUGGCUACAAGGUGGAGAGACACAUGUGUGACGGUGACAUUGUCAUUUUCAACCGACAACCUACACUACAUAAAAUGUCCAUGAUGGGGCACAGGGUGCGGAUUCUGCCGUGGUCCACAUUUCGACUCAACCUCAGUGUCACCACGCCCUACAAUGCUGACUUUGACGGCGAUGAAAUGAACCUCCACCUGCCACAGUCCCUGGAGACGAGGGCAGAGAUUCAAGAGUUGGCCAUGGUGCCUCGUAUGAUCGUCACACCGCAGUCCAACAGGCCCGUCAUGGGUAUCGUGCAGGACACUCUGACUGCUGUUCGCAAAUUCACCAAAAGGGACGUCUUCUUGGAGAGGGGUGAAGUGAUGAAUCUCCUCAUGUUCCUCUCCACCUGGGAUGGGAAAAUGCCUCAGCCGGCCAUUCUCAAACCUCGUCCUCUGUGGACUGGCAAGCAGAUCUUCAGUCUUAUCAUUCCAGGACACAUUAAUGUGAUCCGCACACACAGCACCCACCCUGAUGACGAGGACAGCGGUCCUUAUAAGCACAUAUCACCCGGCGACACUAAGGUUAUAGUGGAAAAUGGCGAGCUGAUCAUGGGCAUCCUGUGUAAGAAGUCCCUGGGAACAUCAGCUGGCUCCCUCGUCCACAUCUCCUACCUGGAAAUGGGCCAUGAUAUCACCCGACUCUUCUACUCCAACAUUCAGACAGUGGUCAACAACUGGCUGCUCAUCGAGGGCCAUUCCAUUGGUAUUGGUGACUCCAUUGCUGAUGCCAAGACGUACCUUGACAUCCAGAAUACGAUCAAGAAAGCCAAACAGGAUGUGAUAGAAGUCAUUGAAAAAGCGCACAACAAUGAGCUGGAGCCGACCCCUGGUAACACACUGAGGCAGACCUUUGAGAACCAGGUGAAUCGCAUCCUUAACGAUGCUCGAGACAAAACGGGAUCCUCUGCCCAGAAGUCUCUGUCCGAGUACAACAACUUCAAGUCCAUGGUGGUGGCUGGAUCUAAGGGCUCAAAGAUUAACAUCUCACAGGUUAUUGCUGUGGUGGGGCAGCAGAACGUGGAGGGUAAGAGAAUCCCGUUUGGCUUCAAACAUCGCACAUUGCCUCACUUCAUCAAGGAUGACUACGGUCCUGAGAGCAGAGGUUUUGUGGAGAACUCCUACCUGGCUGGCCUGACACCAACAGAAUUCUUCUUCCACGCCAUGGGAGGCAGAGAGGGUCUGAUUGAUACAGCUGUCAAGACAGCUGAGACUGGUUACAUCCAGCGCCGUCUGAUCAAGUCUAUGGAGUCUGUGAUGGUGAAGUAUGAUGGCACAGUGCGGAACUCCAUCAAUCAGGUGGUGCAGCUGCGAUACGGUGAGGACGGCCUGGCGGGAGAGAAUGUAGAGUUCCAAAAUCUGGCAACAGUGAAACCCUCGCACAAAGCCUUUGAAAAGAAGUUCAAGUUUGAUUGCACAAAUGAGCGAGCACUGAGGCGAACGCUGCAAGAAGACGUGGUGAAAGACGUAAUGACCAAUGCUCAUGUGCAGGGCACCUUGGAGAGGGAGUUUGAUAAGAUGAAGGAGGACAGGGAGAUCCUGCGAGCAAUUUUCCCUACUGGUGACAGUAAGGUGGUGCUGCCGUGCAACCUGGCCAGAAUGAUCUGGAACGCUCAGAAGAUCUUCCGAAUCAACCCUCGAACUCCGACAGACCUCCAUCCUCUCAGAGUGGUCGAGGGUGUUCACGACCUGAGUAAGAAGCUGGUGAUUGUGAAUGGCGACGACCCUCUGAGUAGACAGGCCCAGCAGAACGCCACCUUGCUCUUUAACAUCCACCUGCGCUCCACACUGUGCUCCAAGCGCAUGACCGAGGAGUUCCGGCUGUCCACAGAGGCUUUCGACUGGCUGCUGGGAGAGAUUGAGACCAAGUUCAACCAGUCUAUCGCUCACCCCGGUGAGAUGGUGGGUGCUCUGGCUGCUCAGUCUCUGGGAGAGCCAGCCACUCAGAUGACCCUGAACACUUUCCACUACGCCGGCGUGUCCGCCAAGAACGUAACACUCGGUGUGCCCCGUCUGAAGGAGUUGAUCAACAUUUCGAAGAGGCCAAAGACGCCUUCACUGACUGUUUUCCUGCUGGGUCAGGCGGCACGUGACGCAGAGAGGGCCAAAGAUAUCCUCUGUCGGCUGGAGCACACAACACUGAGAAAAGUGACGGCCAACACCGCCAUCUACUACGACCCCAACCCACAGAACACUGUGGUGGCCGAGGACCAGGAGUGGGUGAACGUCUACUACGAGAUGCCUGACUUCGAUGUGACGCGAAUUUCGCCGUGGCUCCUGCGCAUCGAGCUCGACCGGAAGCACAUGACAGAUCGCAAACUGACUAUGGAGCAGAUUGCAGAGAAGAUCAAUGCAGGUUUUGGAGAAGACCUCAACUGCAUCUUCAACGACGACAACGCUGAGAAGCUGGUGCUGCGAAUCAGAAUCAUGAACAGUGAUGAAAACAAGUUCCAGGAGGACGAGGAGGUGGUGGACAAGAUGGAUGACGACGUCUUCCUGAGGUGCAUCGAGUCCAACAUGCUGACGGACAUGACACUGCAGGGCAUCGAGCAGAUCAGCAAGGUGUACAUGCACUUGCCCCAGACUGACAAUAAGAAGAAGAUCAUCAUCACAGAGGACGGUGAGUUCAAAGCCCUGCAGGAAUGGAUCCUUGAGACGGAUGGAGUGAGUCUCAUGAGAGUGCUCAGCGAGAAAGAUGUCGAUCCCGUCAGGACCACCUCCAACGACAUUGUGGAGAUAUUCACGGUCUUGGGAAUUGAGGCUGUGCGAAAGGCUCUGGAGAGGGAGUUGUACCACGUCAUCUCCUUCGACGGUUCCUACGUCAACUACCGCCACUUGGCUCUGCUCUGUGACACCAUGACCUGCCGAGGUCACCUGAUGGCCAUCACCCGUCACGGCAUCAACCGCCAAGACACGGGACCGCUCAUGAAGUGUUCCUUCGAGGAGACGGUGGAUGUGUUGAUGGAGGCGUCAUCCCAUGGAGAGUGCGAUCCCAUGAAGGGUGUGUCGGAGAAUAUCAUGCUUGGUCAGCUAGCCCCAGCGGGGACGGGCUGCUUUGACCUACUGCUGGACGCUGAGAAGUGCAAAUACGGCAUGGAGAUUCCCACAAACAUACCCGGCAUCAGCGUGGCUGGACCCACGGGAAUGUUCUUCGGCACUGUGCCCAGUCCCAUGAGCGGCAUGUCCCCUGCUAUGACCCCAUGGAACACCGGAGCCACCCCAGCCUAUGGCGCUUGGUCUCCCAGUGUUGGCAGCGGCAUGACCCCUGGAGGAGCAGGGUUCUCCCCCAGUGCAGCAUCAGACGCAAGUGGCUUCUCUCCUGGUUACUCCCCUGCUUGGUCUCCUACUCCUGGCUCUCCAGGAUCUCCGGGACCUGCCAGCCCAUACAUCCCAUCUCCAGGUGGAGCCAUGUCACCAAACUACUCCCCCACCUCCCCAGCCUACGAGCCUCGUUCCCCAGGUGGCUACACCCCACAGAGCCCGGGCUACUCCCCUACCUCUCCGUCCUACUCCCCCACAUCUCCCUCUUACUCUCCCACCAGCCCCAACUACAGCCCGACAUCUCCUUCCUACUCGCCCACCUCGCCGAGUUACUCCCCAACUUCUCCUUCCUAUUCGCCCACGUCUCCUUCCUACUCUCCAACGUCUCCCUCCUACUCCCCCACCUCUCCAUCUUACUCCCCCACCUCCCCCUCCUACUCUCCCACUUCGCCUAGCUAUAGCCCGACGUCGCCGAGCUACAGCCCGACGUCGCCCAGCUAUUCACCCACCUCACCUUCUUACUCUCCCACCUCGCCUUCUUACUCCCCCACCUCUCCAUCCUAUUCUCCCACCUCCCCCUCAUACUCCCCCACGUCUCCUUCCUACUCGCCGACCAGCCCGAGCUACAGCCCCACAUCACCAAACUACACCCCCACCUCACCCAGUUACUCCCCUACCUCCCCAUCUUACUCCCCGACAUCGCCAUCUUACUCUCCGACUUCUCCCAACUACACCCCGACCAGCCCCAACUACUCACCCACUUCUCCCUCGUACUCACCCACCUCUCCGUCAUACUCGCCUUCCAGUCCACGCUACACCCCGCAGUCGCCCACUUACACGCCCAGCUCACCAUCAUACAGCCCCAGCUCGCCCUCUUACUCCCCCACCUCACCCAAAUAUACUCCGACCUCGCCUUCAUACAGCCCCAGCUCCCCGGAGUACACCCCCACCUCCCCCAAAUAUUCCCCCACCUCACCCAAGUACUCUCCAACAUCGCCGAAGUACUCUCCUACUUCUCCUACUUACUCUCCGACGACUCCAAAAUACAGCCCCACCUCUCCCACCUACUCCCCCACCUCCCCCACCUAUACCCCCACCAGCCCCAAAUACUCUCCUACAUCCCCCACUUACUCCCCAACUUCACCCAAAUACUCACCCACAUCUCCCACGUACUCGCCGACUAGUCCCAAAGGCUCGACAUACAGCCCCACCUCCCCUGGAUACAGCCCCACCUCCCCCACCUACAGCCCGGCCAUCAGCCCUGACGACAGCGACGAGGAGAACAACUGAUGAGCCGCGCAGGAGAAGGGGAGGCGGCUAAAAGAAGUAACAGAACGGGGAUGAAGCUCCAUCACCUCGUGGGAGACAACUAUACGGACAGCAUCUUUAAACAGCUGGAGGUGACGGAGCUUUUAGCCACUGGGGGGGUCCCAACUGUGAUCAUUUCCUGUGAGGAAAACUCAAGCUUGGGACCAUCCAAAGGAGCUGCCUCCCCCUCAUCUUUAACCCUUCCCCCCCCCCAAAAAAAGUUCAAAACUAUUAUGUGAAAGACUUGAACUGCUUUGCCUGAAGGAAAAAAAGGCUGCCUUUUUGAAAUAGUUUUUUAAUUUUCACUUGGGGUGUUGAAGCAAAACUGAGAAUCCCUCAAGAGGAUAAAAAGGAGAGGAAGAUGUGGUGAAUAUUUAAACUGUGGAGGGGGAAAUGAGUCUCUUUUUAACUUUAUAGUGUCCUGCAUCCAGUCUCUCUCUCUUGCUCUUAUUAAUUAAAUGUUUUUUUUGGUUCCUGGAACGCGUACAUAUUGCCAAAAGCCUUUUCCGAAAAGCUAAGCGGAUUGUAUUCAUCACCAAAAGCAUAAGCUGGAAGGAAAAUCGAGGAGGGUUAGCCUGCGCCUUUUUGUUUACUGCACAUUUCACCGAGGUGUAUCUUGUGAGACCCCCCCGCCCAUUUUUUUUCUCCUGCUUUUGUAAAAGAACACUUGCUGCCAGUUGUUUUGGGGGGCUCGAGUGCAAUUACAUUAAAACAUGUCGUCUCCAUUAACGCAUCCAUUACAGGAGAGAGAAACUGGCAUGCAGUUUAUACAAAAAAAAAGACGCUUCUCAUUCAGAGCAUCUUCGACUGCAUAAGCGUAUGUACCCAUCGCCCUCGCCCUCUUCCUCCUUCACACCCUAGAGCGCUGAAUGAUGUCAUAAACACCCACCAGCAUCCUAUUGUCCUCUGCUAUUUUGGAGACUUGUGCAUCAAAAGCAAAAAAAAAAAAAAGAAGAAGAAAACUUUUCCAAAUGAUCUUCCCCUGAUGCGGGAGAAUUUAAAGAUUUCUAUUAAAUAAAAUAGAAGGAUUGUGUCUUUACUUUUGAGUUCAGGAGGAAAUGGGGCAGCCGUGGAUGAGGGAUACUAGUUUGGCAUUGCUGCUUCUGUCACUGUUUGCAUGAGUAGCACAUGUUGAUACAUUUUGAUCAAGCUUUAGUUUGAGCAUUUUUUUUCCACAUCCAUCUGGCUUUUCACUAAUCAUUGUCCCAUCUCUGAUAGCUGAUGUGUACACAGGUUUAUUUGGACUAUUUAAGAAAGAAAGUUAACUACUAUUCUGUGUGAAUAGAGACAAAGUAAGACUUCUUUUUGGCUUUUCACUUGUUUGCUUUUGGUGAUUUUUGUAAACAUGUUUCCAGGAGGCUCAUGUUCACACACUGUGGAUGAAGAGGGCAGGGGGUGAAGGAGGAGUGCUUUAUUAUUAUUAUUUUUUUUUUACAUUUUUCUCCCACUCACGAUUUACUUUUCUGUUCACUCUCAGCUGUAUCGCAUUUCGCCCGAUGUCACCAGGUUGUGAUAGAGGAAAGGUUGAACUUACUUUUAUUUUGUCCUCGGUAAGAGUAACGAUUUUUUUUUUUUUUUUCUUUGAAA
This is a messenger RNA of Pelmatolapia mariae (spotted tilapia), 7741 nucleotides long. RefSeq names its product RNA polymerase II subunit A (gene polr2a). Gene Ontology annotation, biological process: transcription by RNA polymerase II. Bases 236 to 6136 code for a protein of 1966 amino acids. The transcript is spliced from 29 exons. Gene Ontology annotation, molecular function: DNA binding. Gene Ontology annotation, cellular component: RNA polymerase II, core complex. Lineage: Eukaryota; Metazoa; Chordata; Actinopteri; Cichliformes; Cichlidae. The record is from RefSeq and is a predicted model, not a curated record.